UUUAGCAAAAAGAUUUGAUUGGUCCUCUACACUACAAUUUUAAGUUUUACACUGAUAAACUCCCAACAUUCUUUCCUAAUAUUUCCUACGUAAAGUUGAGUUGGACACAGACAUUUAUCUCUCUGUCAAUGCUGCAUGUCCAACUCUUACGCACAACAUCAACCACAGUCCCAAACCCAAAACUCAAAUGCAUUCUCUCCUGCCUUCACUCUCACUCUCACUCUCAAUGCACCAAUGUUCCACCACCACAAUCACAGCCCAAAUCCUCCACUCACUUACAUGCCCUCUUAGAACCACUACUCAACCAAAACCCACCUCACAUUCUCUUCUACGCACCCAUUUUCCAGUUCUUAACUGGCCUCAGCCUCUCCAAACUAGGCCAACAAAUCCAUGCUCACUUAACCCUUCGUGGCCUCAAACCCAAUUCCUACCUCGCUGCGAAGAUGAUAGCUAUGUAUGCAAGUUUUGGUCAUUUUAACACUGCCAUGACUCUGUUUCAAAAAAUCCAUCUCCCAACUGUUCGUUUAUACAACUCUAUACUUCGUGCUUCUGCUUUAUAUGGGUAUUCAAAAACAGUCAUUGAUUUAUAUUUUAAAAUGCACUCUCUUGGACUUAAAGGUGAUAGCUUUACAUACCCUUUUGUGCUCAAGUGUUGUGCGGACUUGUCGAGUAGUUGGAUGGGGAAAUGUGUUCAUGGGAUGAGUUUGAGACUUGGGUUGGUGUUUGAUUUGUAUGUUGGGACUUCCUUGAUAGAUAUGUAUGUGAAAUGUGGCAAGUUGAGGGAUGCUCAUAAGGUGUUUGAUAAAAUGUCUGUGAGAGAUGUUUCUUCUUGGAAUGCAUUGAUUGCGGGGUAUAUGAAGGAUGGGGAGAUUUGUGUUGCUGAGGGUUUUUUUAGAACAAUGCCGUGUAGGAAUAUUGUUUCUUGGACUGCUAUGAUAUCGGGGUACACGCAGAAUGGAUUGCCUGAGCAGGCAUUGUGUUUGUUUGAGGAGAUGUUGAAGGAAGAUUCAGAGGUAAAGCCUAAUUGGGUAACUAUAAUGAGCGUGCUUCCUGCUUGUGCAGAGUCUUCGGGUCUUGAGCAUGGGAGACGGAUUCAUGAUUUUGCUAGUAAGAUUGGUUUGGACUCGAAUGCCUCUGUGCUGACAGCACUUGUUGCAAUGUAUGCUAAAUGUGGAAGCCUCACUGAUGCUCGUCAAUGUUUUGAUAGGAUACGUGAAAAGAAUUUGGUUACUUGGAAUACGAUGAUAACUGCUUACACUUCCCAUGGAUGCGGAAUGGAAUGUGUAUGGACUUUUGAGGACAUGAUCCGAGAGGGUACUCAACCGGAUACCAUCACAUUUACAGGGUUAUUAUCUGGAUGUGGCCAUUCGGGCCUUGUUGAUGUUGGCUUGAAAUACUUCAACUGUAUGAGCACAGAACACUCUAUCAAACCAAGAGUUGAACAUUAUGCUUGUGUUGUUGAUCUUUUGGCUCGUGUAGGGCGAUUGGUGGAAGCAAAAGAGCUUAUUGAUCAAAUGCCCAUGCAAGCAGGACCAAGCAUAUGGGGUGCAUUGUUGGCUGCUUGUCGGAGCCACCACAAUUUGGAAAUUGCAGAAAUUGCAGCUAGAAAGUUGUUUGUCUUAGAACCAGAAAAUAGUGGGAAUUAUGUCCUGCUUUCAAAUAUGUAUGCUGAAGUUGGCAAGUGGGAAGAGGUGGACAAUUUGAGAGCUCUUCUAAAAUUACAUGGCAUGAAGAAAAGUACUGGAUGCAGUUGGAUGAGAUAAAUGGGAAAGCCUAGUUAUUUCUUGGUGGAGAUGCAUCUCACCCUCAAGCGAAGGAAAUUUAUAUGUUAUUGGAGGCAUUGCCUGACAAGAUUAAGGCAGCUAGCUAAACUCUUGACACUAGUUUUGUUUUGCAUGAUGUUAUUCAAGAGUAGAAAGAAAAUCCACUGUGAAAAGUUAGCCAUUGCUUUUGGGCUUUUAAACACCAGUCCUACUGUACUACUUUGUGUGACAAAAAACCUUCCAAUUUGUGGAGAUUGUCACGCAACCACCAAGUUCAUAUAAAUAAUAUAUGGACAGGAGAUAAGACUGCCUACCAUGACCUUUUCCAGACCUUGUAAAAGUGGGAGUUUUGUGCACUAGGUACGACAGGAUAAUUUUGAGGGAUGUGAAUCAAUUUCAUCAAUUUACAGAUGUAUCCUGCUCUAUGGAGAUUAUUGGUAAUUAGCAUGUUAAGAAGCAAGCCAAGUCCUUAGCUUCUUAUGCAUUUUCUAUUUACUACUUCUCUGGUGAUAUGUUCGAAUCAUAACAGGACGCUUUUGCUCAUCUUGCACCAUAUUUCAAUAUAAAAUUCAAACUUUGACGUGGAUGCCAGUUGCCAAAGGGAAUUCUAAUGUCAAAGUCCCAAAGUAGCUACGCAAAAUUUCAAAAGUUUAGGCUUCAAGUUGAGCAUUUUUGCUUUGGGAACUCAUGGAUUUCUUGGAUGCUGACAGAAACCAUGGCCCUACAUUUAGGGAGCAUUUUCCACAUAAUGUUGCUAAUGGUUUUCAGCCUGAUCUGGUGGCUUGGGAACAUACACAUGGAGUCCACAUCCUUUAUCUGUAUCUUACACUCAAGAAGGUGACACUUGAAGCCAAAUCAUUAGUUCUUUUCGUAAUAUCUAACAAGUGUGCAGUCUGUAUUUUUUGGAGUCCACGACCUUAUUUGGAUCUUACACUGAAGAAGCCUUGAAGACUCCGCUGCCUCUCUCUCACACAAUUUCUUCCACACUUCACGUUGUCUCUCUCUCACACAACUUUUUCACAAUCAAUCGUCUCUUACGCCUGGGUUUUUCUUUCAGAGGGCCAAUACAAAACUAGUUUAUGCUUGUGAAUGGAUCUCAAUGCCAUUGAGGCACUCCAACACAAUCUACAAGCCAGUUCAGUGAGUGAUCGUUGUAUCAUACUUGAAGGAGAUAACCAGAUUACAGCACCUAAAGCAUGGAAAUUAUGGAACGAAAACAGGGCCAUGGAACUGAUGGAUGCUCUGAUGGAAAAGCUGAUACCUGCAUCAGAAGUCUUACGAUGUAUACAAGUCAGUCUAUUGUGUGUGCAACAACACCCUGAAGACAGGCCCCUAAUCACUUCUGUUCUUUUGAUGUUGGAUAGUGAGAAUUCUUCACUACCUCAACCAAAACAGCCUGGAUUUUACACAGAAAGGUCUAUUACAGAGACUGACUCAUCAUCAUCAGGGAAAACUCCAUAUACUGCAACUGAAUUAACCAUUACAAUGUUACAAGGUAGGUAGCAUGGUGAUUAGAACUCUGUAUAUGUUCUUCACAAAGCAUACGUAGCUUUGUAGAUUCAAUUUAUUUUCCUCCAAAAUCUAAAAUGUACAAGGGUUAGGAAGAUAUGUAUUCUUUGGUUAUUUCUAUGUAAUUGUCAACUCUUUAUUUGUUGAAAAUGAAGCGAUUUGGAAUUGAUCACAAUAUACCUG
This is a messenger RNA of Quercus lobata, 3455 nucleotides long. RefSeq names its product pentatricopeptide repeat-containing protein At5g56310-like. The transcript has 5 exons. The record is from RefSeq and is a predicted model, not a curated record. Lineage: Eukaryota; Viridiplantae; Streptophyta; Magnoliopsida; Fagales; Fagaceae. Gene Ontology annotation, molecular function: RNA binding; protein binding. Bases 129 to 1763 code for a protein of 544 amino acids. Gene Ontology annotation, biological process: RNA modification.